Molecule: messenger RNA, 1800 nt
Organism: Patella vulgata (common limpet)
Lineage: Eukaryota; Metazoa; Mollusca; Gastropoda; Patellidae
Product: protein YIF1B-B
Exons: 1
Coding region: 124-1065 (313 amino acids)
Biological process (GO): endoplasmic reticulum to Golgi vesicle-mediated transport
Cellular component (GO): endoplasmic reticulum membrane; endoplasmic reticulum-Golgi intermediate compartment; Golgi membrane
Source: RefSeq, a predicted model, not a curated record
UUUUAAAUGUAUUGUCAUUGACGUAGGGGACUGGAAACCAUAUCUGAUUCCAAAAUUUUGGUACAACGUGACGUGGCGACAGUUUCUUCAAGUUUAAGGCACAGGAAGAUAAACACGGCCGCCAUGGAUGUACCGUCCGGCUUUAGACAGUCUUCUGGCAAAAAGAAAAAGUCAAGCAAGUCACAAAAUCGACCCCAGUUAUUUGAAGACACGAGUGUCAACCCUUCGUCUGGCUUGCAACAAACUGAUGCUUAUUACCCGCCACAACAUGAUCCGAUGGCUAUGCAUGGAGGAGGCUAUGGCAUGCCACAAAAUCAGUUUCUUGGACAACAAUACAUGAACGACCCGAUGGCGAAUAUGGCAGUACAGUAUGGCACUUCUUUGGCCGGACAGGGAAAAGAAAUGGUGAACAAAAAUCUUGAGAAAUAUGUCAGUGCUUCAAAAAUCAAGUAUUAUUUUGCAGUUGAUACUGCUUAUGUUGGUAAAAAGUUGGCCUUGUUGACAUUUCCAUUCACUCAUUCAGAUUGGUCAAUAAGAUACAAUGAAGAUGAACCUAUAGCUCCCAGAUAUGAUCAUAAUGCCCCAGACCUUUAUAUACCUGUCAUGGCAUUUGUAACAUAUAUUCUGACAGCAGGAUUUGUUUUGGGUACACAAGAUCGCUUUACUCCAGAACAACUAGGAAUUCAAGCAAGUUCAGCAUUGGUGUGGAUUAUUAUAGAAGUGUUAGCCAUGACAUUAUCUCUAUAUGUGAUGAAUAUGAAUACAGAGUUGAAAUAUUUAGAUACAUUAGCAUAUUGUGGUUAUAAAUAUGUUGGAAUGAUCAUGAGUUUAUUAGCAGGACUUCUAUUAAAGAAUAAUGGAUAUUAUUCUGUUUUAUUGUGGUAUAGUUUGUGUAUUGUCUUCUUUUUAAUUAGGACAUUAAGAGUGAAGAUUCUGCCUCAUCAACAUGAUGGCUUUACAUCUGGAAGUAAACGAAGUCUAUAUCUUAUUUUAACCAUAUCUGCCAUACAGCCGUUAAUGAUGUGGUGGUUAACUAGCCAUAUUAUGUUUCAAGCAAAGAAAUAAUAUGAAAUUAUGCAUGCCUUAUUAAGUAGUACAAACUACAAUGUAACAAUAUCUGUCUGUGCACAGACUUAAUAAGGAAUUAUGAAUUGAUUUUAGAGGCCAUAUAUAUUGUUCAUAAAAUAUUAAUUAUUUAAAACGAUUGUUUCCAUGGCUUGCCAAAUAUGUAGAUAUUAUUAUCUUAAAAGGCUGUCAGGAUUGUUAUCUAUUAUUGAUGUACAUUAGAGUAAUAUACAUGUAAGUAAUUUCUUGCUUUGUCUCACAGCUUAAAUAUAUAUGUAGCACCCUCCUCUGUUAGAGUUCCAAAGCUUUAAGAUUAUCGUACGUUUGUGAAUAAUAUUAUGUAGAGUAGAGGUAUGUUUCAAAUUAAACUGAAGGGAGAAGAACUGUGAAGGAGCUAAACCUCUUUAAUUAAGGUCAAAUUAAACUGUAAAAUUGGAUUGAUCUGAUGUGUUCUGUCGAUUUGUCAUGGGAGAUGCUCUAUAGUACUAAAGUUUUGUUUCGAAAAAUUAACCGUUACGUUUAAUUUAUAUCUUAACACUGAAACGAAAACAGAUUGUCAUACCACAACAGAAGUUAACAUACCGGUAUGUACAUGUAGUACAAUAUCCAAUGAAAUCGACAAUUUUACUUUUGACCCCAAUGAAAGAGGUCUAGUCAUUUUAAAUUGAUAUUGCUCUAGUAUAUUUUGUAUGAUAUAUUUACUGCUCAAUAUGACAAUAAAUGCAUUGUGUAAUA